Molecule: messenger RNA, 539 nt
Organism: Orycteropus afer afer
Lineage: Eukaryota; Metazoa; Chordata; Mammalia; Tubulidentata; Orycteropodidae
Gene: AGTRAP
Product: angiotensin II receptor associated protein
Biological process (GO): regulation of blood pressure; angiotensin-activated signaling pathway
Cellular component (GO): plasma membrane
Source: RefSeq, a predicted model, not a curated record
UGAGUUCCGAGCGGAGCAACCCCACGGCUGUCACGCAGGUGCCCUGGGUCUGGGUCAAGAUGGAGCUGCCCCCGGUGAACCUGAAGGCGAUCCUUCUGGUUCAUUGGCUGCUGACGACCUGGGGCUGCAUCGUGUUCUCGGGCCCCUAUGCCUGGGCCAACUUCACCAUCCUGGCCUUGGGCGUGUGGGCUGUUGCUCAAAGGGACUCCAUCGACGCAAUAAGCAUGUUUCUCAGUGGCUUGGUGGUCACCAUCUUCCUGGACAUCAUCCAAAUUAGCAUCUUCUACCCACGGGAGAACCUCACAGACACGGGCCGUUUUGGGGCUGGCAUGGCCAUCCUCAGCCUGAUCCUCAAGCCACUCUCCUGCUGCCUCGUCUACCACAUGUACCGAGAACGUGGGGGUGAGCUCCUGCUCCAUGUUGGUUUCCUUGGACCCUCGGAGGAGCGCAGUGCCUACCAGACGAUUGACUCUCCAGAAGGGCCCAAUGACCCCUUUGCAGGCCCAGAGAGCAGGGGUCAGACAACACAAGGGUAUUGA